GGAACAUACGCAAAAAUGUACGCAUAAAAAUAUACAUACCUGUGGGGAUGUUUAUUUACAGCUCCUUUAUCAAACGAAGCUCAGUUUUAAAGACAUGCCUUUUCGCUUCUUCCCCUUUAUGUCAUACGUUUAAGAGAGGGGGGAAUGCGCCAACGUACGCGUAUACCCUUGUGCAUACGAGGAACACGCAGCUGCACGGCUAUGUAGACCGAACGAGCGAAGAAAACCCCCCACUAUUAACCCACAACUGUGCAGCCGCAAAAUGAAAAUCAAAAACCUCCUGCUCAAAAAAAGAAAUAAUCUCUCAACGUCCUUCUGCCUGGAGUCAGAAACGAAUGUGCUCAAGGACCACAUUCCGAUCCAUACGUUGAAAGAAAAUCACAAAACUAAAGUGUUCUACAGUUACAACCUCGUGGAUGGUUAUAAAUACAAAAUAAUUGUCAAAAGGAAAAAACAAAACUUAAAAAAUGCCAAACUUAUAAUUUCUUCUCUGGACCACCCAUACAUCAUUAAGUUGAUUCACUGUUGUGAAUAUGCCUCUUCGUUUAUCAGCGUCUUUGAGUUCUUCUCAGACACCAAUUUAUACUCCUCCGUAAUCUUCUCCGCAAAAUAUGAUGAAAAGAGGAUAAAGAAUAUAGUAUAUCAGAUCAUCCGAACGGUCCACUACCUGCACUCAAACAACUUAGCACACAAGCAACUACUCCCCCAAAGUUUCCUCAUCAAAUCCGUGAAUAACGAAAUGAUGAUUAAAUUGGAAGACGUCCACAAAAUUAAGACCUAUUCUUCGAGACCCAAUUCGAAAAUUAGGGGACAAAACGUCUACAGCAUUGGACUGAUAAGUAAUAACAGAUAG
Molecule: messenger RNA, 853 nt
Organism: Plasmodium vivax (malaria parasite P. vivax)
Lineage: Eukaryota; Apicomplexa; Aconoidasida; Haemosporida; Plasmodiidae
Product: calcium-dependent protein kinase, putative
Exons: 6
Coding region: 263-853 (196 amino acids)
Biological process (GO): protein phosphorylation
Molecular function (GO): ATP binding; protein kinase activity
Source: RefSeq, a predicted model, not a curated record